AUGGAAGAAUAUGAUGAUCUAUUGCUGGAUGAAGAGAUAUUGUUUGAUCUGAAUCCUAUUUUAUCGGAGAUCUACUCAUCACCGUUGAUGAUCUCAUCCAACACUAGUAGUAGUAGUAGUGAACCCCAAACUUCCGACGAUGAUGGUUGUGUCAUGAAGCAGCUUAUUACGAGCCCUAUUAUCUGGGAAUCUUCUUCAGCUUCUGCUUCUGCUCCUGCUCCUGCUCCACACAUGUUUUCUUUCGGAAACAACUCGUAUUUUCCUGCAGCUAAUUCAGACAUCCUUAACAGUAGUAGUACUAGUACUACUACUCCGGAGGUGGUGGUGACUAAUAGUACUCAUGAUCUAUCCUCACAAAUCAUAGAUUUCUCAUCUUCUUCGGUCGCGGCGGCUAAUAAGCAUGAUUCAACAACAACAACAACAAGAACACCGUCUCAAGCCCACGAGCAUCUCAUGUCCGAGAGGAAACACAGGGAGCAUCUAAGACAACUUUUCAUCUCUCUUUCCAAAAUUUUACCUGGACUCAAGAAGUUGGACAAGGCAUCUCUACUUGAAGAUGCAGCCAACUACUUGAAAGCCCUUGAAGAACGAGUGGCCAUCCUCGAGGAAGAACAGGCGAAGAGAAGUUCAAUUGAAGCAUCAAAAUUAACACACAAUUGUUCGUAUAAUACGGAGAGACGAUCCAUUGAUGAUGAUGAUGAUGAUGAAAACAACAACAUGUUGGAAGUUCCAGAAAUAAAAGCGAGAAUAUCGGAAAGGAAAGUGCUGAUAAAAAUAAGCUGCAAGAAAGAAAAGGGAUUAAUGCCAUUAAUUUCAUGUGAAAUGGAAAAGAUGCAUCUCACUCUAUUAGACAUGAGAAUGAUGCCCUUUGGUGGAUCAGCAGCUGCUCUUGAUAUCACCCUUCUUGCUGAGACGCAGAGCGAAUUCCGGGGCACAGUAAAGGACAUUGUUGACCAUCUACAAAGGGUUGUUUUGAAGAAUCCUCCACUCCAGCAGCAACAGUAA
This is a messenger RNA of Erythranthe guttata (spotted monkey flower), 1005 nucleotides long. RefSeq names its product transcription factor bHLH25. Lineage: Eukaryota; Viridiplantae; Streptophyta; Magnoliopsida; Lamiales; Phrymaceae. Gene Ontology annotation, molecular function: protein dimerization activity. The record is from RefSeq and is a predicted model, not a curated record.